AUGAGAUCACUGUUAAUAUCAAGUGAAUCUUCAGUUGAUAAAAAAUAUGAAUUCACAAUUCCUGUAUCAUUAACUGUUGCUGAAUUGAAAGAAAAAAUUGCUGCAGAAUCAGAAGUCCCUGCUGAUAGACAACGUUUAAUUUAUUCAGGUCGUGUCUUAAAAGAUCAAGAUGCUAUAGAAGUUUAUAAAAUCAAAACUGGUCAUACUAUCCAUUUAGUUAAAAGUGCAGGUGCUAGACAAUCAACUCCUAACACUACAAGUAGUGCUACACCAUCAACAACAGCAAAUGCAGGAUCAAAUGACACUACUACCAAUUCAUCUGCUCAAUCUGUACCUUCAAAUAUUGCAUCUGGUCAAGGUGCUUUCAAUCCUUUAGCUGGGUUAACAGGUGCUCGUUAUGCAGGCCUAGCUCAACUACCUUCAGAGUCAUUAUUUGGACCAGAUGGUGGUAUGGGUGCCUUACCUAAUGAAGACGAGAUGGAAAGAAUGAUGGAAAAUCCAAUGUUUCAAUCAAGCAUGAAUGAAUUAUUAAGAAAUCCUCAGAUGUUAGAUUAUAUGAUUGAAUCAAAUCCACAAUUACGUAGUAUGGGUCCUCAAGUUCGUCAAAUGAUGCAAAGUGAUCAAUUUAGACAAAUGAUAUCAAAUCCUCAAAUGAUGAGACAAAUGAGAGAAAUGCAAAGAAUGUUUGGUGGUGGUCCACAACAACCAGCUAGUUUCCCAGCACCAGGUGAAAACCCAACUACAGAAUCAUCAGAAACUAAUAGAGAAUCAAAUACUGGUAACACUACUAAUUCCAAUCCAGCAGCUAAUCCGUUUGCUGCUUUAUUUCCAGGUGGUGCACCACCAGCUAAUCCAUUUGCAUUAUUUGGUAACCAAGGUGCUGGUGGCGCCGGUGGACAAAAUGCUGGUGGAGCUGCAGCUUUUGAUCCAACUCUAUUACAAUCCAUACUUGGCGGUGGUGCUGGUGGUUUUGGUGGUAAUGCUUUUGGAGGUGCCCCACAACAGGAAGAUACCAGACCUCCAGAAGAAAGAUAUGAAUCUCAAUUGAGACAAUUGAAUGAUAUGGGAUUCAGCGAUUUCGAUAGUAAUGUUCGUGCAUUAAGAAGAAGUGGUGGUAGUGUUCAAGGAGCUGUUGAGAACUUACUUUCAGCGCAAGAAAAGGAGACCGGUGUACCAGCUCCAGCUCCAAAGGUAGAGAGUGAAACAACACAAAAAAUUGAUAUCAAAUCAUUACGAGAAAUACCCACGAAAAUAAGGCAGGAUGAAUUAGAUCCCAUGGAACUUCUAACACAACGAGCCAUCGCGUUACAUCUCAAGUCAUUAGAUAUAAAUUUCACAAAGAGCGCACUAGAUGACUUAUUUGAUCUUGUGACUCAGUACAUUGAUGGUUUGCUACAUGGGUUACAAAAAAUAACACAAACACAAAGAAGAUUCAAAGCUUCACCAAAAGAUCUGAGGUUACUCUUAAGAGACUAUAACAUAAGCACAGGUGAAUUAGAGGAUGAACUAAUACGCUCUAAGAAAUCAGACAACAAAGUAGUGGGUGAGAGAAAAGGAUUGGAAGAUUUGGCUAAAAGAGCAAGACCUGAACAUGAAGAAGUGGUGGAAGACAUUGAUAUUCAAGAUCCUUCAUUUGUUUUCUUUGCAAUUGACCAAGAUUUAACAAAAUUAAUACCGGCACAACACAAGAGAAAUGAGAUAAUUCCAGAAUGGCUACCGGAUUUUCCACCAGACCAUACCUAUAGAAAGUCUCCUAAAUAUCUGGAUAGAAUAUCAGACCAAAAAUUGGUUAGACAAAAGUUAGUUGAAGAGAGUAAAUUUGGUGAAAAUGCUAUAGAAAAUUUGUUGAAACACAAUAAAAAGAGUGACAGAGUGGAAGAUAUUGACAUCGAGGAGUCAGAAGAAGAUAAAACGGAGGAAAUUAAAGAAGAGAAACCAUUGGAAGAAAACGGAGAGGGUAAAGUCGAUAUAUGGAGUGCUAAUGAAAAGAAGUUUGAUAUAAUUGCAUAUACGUCUGCCAGACUAAAAUUUUAUGAAACAAAGAAAGCUGAAAGGGAAAAGAAGUUAAAGAAAGUUGAUAGUGAAUAUUUUGAAAUUGUGGAUAAACUCUCUGCAUAUGGACAGGAUGAAAAUAAUGAAAACGUUUCACCGGAAAUUUAUUUAGAGAAAGAGUUCAAAAAAACACUUUUUUCACUACAAAACUUGAAGAAAAAGAAAGCUAAGAGACAAAUUGAGAGGCAGCAACUACAAGAAGAAGAAGAUAAAAGAAGAGAUGAACUCAAAGCCCAAAAAGCUGCUGAUGUUAACGAUUUUGAUAAUUUUGAUAAUUUCGAGAAUUUCGAUAAUUUUGAGAACUUCGAAGCAACUGACAUUGGCGGUGAUCCAGCUAUAACAUUUGAAGGGGCAAAUGAAGAGCCAAAAGAUGAAGCCAUGCAAGAAGAUCUCAUAAUAGAACAGACAGGUAACAAUACUCAAGAAACAAAUGUUGAACAACCCGAACCAACAACUUCGCAGAUUCUAAAGUCAACACCAGAAACUAGCGAUAGACAAUCAGAAGGUGAGUCACAUAAUCAAGAAAAUUCAAUUGAACCUAAUGGUAACUCUAUAGAUAUGAGCAGUGAACAACCAAACGGAAAAGAUCCGAUUCUGAGUGAAAACAAUCAAGAGGAUUCAAGUAACAUUAACACAAGUCAACUUCCAAGUACUGCGCCUGUUCCUGAAGAUGAUGAUGACGAAGAUGAAGAUGAAGACAUGUUUGAUGAUGUGCCAAUUUGA
Messenger RNA from Hansenula ciferrii, 2775 nucleotides. RefSeq names its product ubiquitin domain-containing protein DSK2 (gene DSK2). Gene Ontology annotation, biological process: ubiquitin-dependent protein catabolic process. NCBI's taxonomy places the organism in Eukaryota, Fungi, Ascomycota, Saccharomycetes, Phaffomycetales, Wickerhamomycetaceae. Bases 1 to 2775 code for a protein of 924 amino acids. Gene Ontology annotation, cellular component: cytosol. The transcript is spliced from 3 exons. Gene Ontology annotation, molecular function: polyubiquitin modification-dependent protein binding. The record is from RefSeq and is a predicted model, not a curated record.